Arabidopsis arenosa is the source of this 3288-nucleotide messenger RNA. The record is from the annotation of a GenBank genome assembly. NCBI's taxonomy places the organism in Eukaryota, Viridiplantae, Streptophyta, Magnoliopsida, Brassicales, Brassicaceae.
CCUUCAAUUUUAUAUAAAAAAUAAUUUGUUUUCGUUUUUCUGUUUCUGUUUUUCUCCCUUUUGUUCUUCUGUUUCGUUAAAAUAACAACAGAAAAGAAAAAAAGAUCGAGAGAAAAUUUCACUUUGAAAAAGAAAAAUACUACAGAGAGAUACUUUGGAAAAAUUUUGACAACAAAGAAACAAAGAAAGAAAGAGUGAAAAAAGAAAACCCCUGUUUCUGAAAACAAGAUGGCGGGGACUAAAGAUUCUAGCUGGGACGAUAUAAAAAACGAAGGCAUCGAUCUCGAGAAAAUACCGAUCGAGGAGGUGCUUACGCAGCUCAGAUGUACAAGGGAAGGACUGACCAGCGACGAAGGCCAAACUCGGCUCGAAAUCUUCGGUCCUAACAAGCUCGAAGAGAAAAAGGAAAGCAAGGUUUUGAAGUUCUUAGGGUUUAUGUGGAACCCUCUCUCAUGGGUCAUGGAGCUGGCUGCUAUUAUGGCUAUCGCCUUGGCCAACGGAGGAGGAAGGCCACCGGAUUGGCAAGAUUUCGUGGGUAUCACGGUUCUUCUAAUCAUCAACUCUACCAUAAGCUUCAUUGAAGAAAACAAUGCCGGAAACGCCGCAGCCGCUUUGAUGGCCGGUCUAGCACCCAAAACCAAGCUUCUGAGAGAUGGGAAGUGGAGCGAGCAAGAGGCAGCUAUAUUGGUGCCCGGAGACAUUAUCAGUAUCAAGUUGGGUGACAUUAUUCCAGCAGAUGGUCGUCUCUUGGAUGGUGAUCCUCUCAAGGUUGAUCAAUCUGCUCUCACUGGUGAGUCUUUACCAGUAACCAAGAACCCCGGCCAAGAAGUUUACUCAGGCUCCACCUGCAAACAAGGAGAGAUUGAAGCUGUUGUCAUCGCUACCGGUGUUCAUACUUUCUUCGGCAAAGCUGCUCAUCUUGUAGACAGCACUAACCAAGAAGGCCAUUUCCAGAAAGUGUUGACUGCGAUUGGUAACUUCUGCAUCUGCUCCAUCGCUAUAGGUAUGAUCAUCGAGAUCGUUGUGAUGUAUCCUAUUCAGCACCGUGCGUAUAGAGACGGAAUCGACAACCUUCUGGUGCUUCUCAUCGGAGGAAUCCCGAUUGCAAUGCCGACUGUGUUGUCUGUCACCAUGGCCAUUGGAUCUCACCGUCUCUCCCAACAAGGAGCUAUCACAAAGAGAAUGACAGCAAUUGAAGAAAUGGCUGGAAUGGAUGUUUUGUGCAGUGACAAGACUGGAACUCUUACACUCAACAAGCUUACUGUUGACAAGAGCAUGGUUGAGGUUUUUGUCAAAGACUUGGACAAGGAUCAGCUUCUUGUGAAUGCAGCAAGAGCCUCUAGAGUUGAAAAUCAAGAUGCUAUUGAUGCUUGCAUUGUAGGAAUGCUUGGAGAUCCCAGAGAAGCAAGAGAAGGCAUCACUGAAGUUCAUUUCUUUCCUUUUAACCCUGUGGAUAAGCGCACUGCUAUCACUUACAUUGAUGCUAAUGGAAACUGGCACCGUGUCAGCAAAGGCGCGCCAGAGCAAAUCAUUGAACUCUGUAACCUUCGGGAGGAUGCAAGUAAGAGAGCUCAUGACAUCAUUGACAAGUUUGCUGACAGAGGACUUCGUUCCCUUGCUGUUGGUAGACAGACUGUGUCUGAGAAAGACAAGAACAGCCCUGGAGAGCCAUGGCAGUUUCUUGGUCUGUUACCUCUCUUUGACCCUCCAAGACAUGACAGUGCAGAGACAAUCAGGCGUGCCCUUGACCUUGGAGUUAAUGUCAAGAUGAUCACUGGUGACCAGCUCGCCAUUGGUAAGGAAACUGGUCGUAGGCUCGGUAUGGGCACAAACAUGUAUCCAUCUUCUGCUCUACUUGGACAAGAUAAGGAUGAAUCUAUAGCUAGCCUUCCUGUUGAUGAACUCAUCGAGAAGGCUGAUGGAUUCGCCGGUGUCUUCCCUGAACACAAGUAUGAGAUUGUGAAGAGGCUCCAGGAGAUGAAGCACAUUUGUGGCAUGACUGGUGAUGGAGUAAACGAUGCCCCGGCUCUCAAGAGAGCUGACAUUGGAAUAGCUGUUGCUGAUGCGACUGAUGCAGCAAGAAGUGCAUCAGACAUUGUCCUAACCGAGCCAGGGCUCAGUGUCAUAGUUAGUGCUGUCCUAACGAGCAGAGCCAUCUUUCAGAGAAUGAAGAACUACACUAUCUAUGCAGUUUCAAUCACAAUCCGUAUAGUGAUGGGCUUUAUGCUUCUUGCACUCAUAUGGAAGUUUGACUUCUCACCAUUCAUGGUCUUGAUCGUUGCUAUCCUUAAUGAUGGUACUAUCAUGACGAUAUCAAAGGACAGAGUAAAGCCUUCUCCACUUCCUGAUUCAUGGAAACUCAAAGAGAUAUUUGCCACCGGCGUUGUUCUUGGCACUUACCUAGCAGUCAUGACUGUAGUUUUCUUCUGGGCUGCAGAGAGCACUGACUUCUUCUCUGCAAAGUUUGGAGUGAGAUCUAUCAGCGGUAAUCCGCACGAGCUAACAGCAGCUGUUUACCUCCAAGUUAGUAUCGUGAGCCAAGCGCUUAUCUUUGUAACAAGAUCGCGAAGCUGGUCAUAUGUUGAACGUCCUGGCUUGUGGUUGAUCUUUGCCUUUUUCGUAGCUCAGCUGAUUGCUACUUUGAUUGCGGUAUACGCAAACUGGAAUUUUGCAAGAAUCAGAGGUAUUGGGUGGGGAUGGGCAGGAGUUAUCUGGCUCUAUAGUAUAGUCUUCUACAUCCCAUUGGAUCUCCUCAAGUUCAUCAUCCGAUAUUCACUGAGUGGAAGAGCCUGGGAUAAUGUCAUUGAGAACAAGACCGCUUUCACGUCAAAGAAAGACUAUGGAAAGGGAGAGAGAGAAGCACAAUGGGCACAUGCUCAACGGACACUUCACGGAUUGCAGCCAGCUCAAACCUCAGAUAUGUUCAACGACAAGAGCACUUACAGAGAACUUUCAGAGAUAGCAGAUCAAGCCAAGAGACGAGCUGAAGUUGCAAGGUUAAGGGAACGUCAUACCUUGAAAGGUCACGUGGAAUCAGUAGUGAAGCAGAAGGGACUAGACAUUGAGGCUAUCCAGCAACACUAUACCCUGUGAUUUCAGAAACAAGUGUUUCUCAGUUUAGUUUUAGAACCACAAGAGUAUUGAAUAAAUAACCACCUUCAUAAUUAGAGAAUGCUGCAAAAAGGAAAUUUGUUUCUUUUGUUAGCAGUGGAUGUGGCUUUCUUUUCUUUUUUUGAAAUAUUCUUGUUUUUGCCCUUUUUACAAGAGUAAUAAGAUCUUACAAUUACU